This is a messenger RNA of Lodderomyces oxycetoniae, 3129 nucleotides long. RefSeq names its product Fgr27p (gene FGR27). The transcript has a single exon. Gene Ontology annotation, cellular component: nucleus. The coding region runs from base 1 to 3129 and encodes 1042 amino acids. Gene Ontology annotation, molecular function: sequence-specific DNA binding; zinc ion binding; DNA-binding transcription factor activity, RNA polymerase II-specific. Lineage: Eukaryota; Fungi; Ascomycota; Pichiomycetes; Serinales; Debaryomycetaceae. The record is from RefSeq and is a predicted model, not a curated record. Gene Ontology annotation, biological process: DNA-templated transcription; positive regulation of transcription by RNA polymerase II.
AUGAAUAUAGAUAAUACCACGGACUUGGCUGCUGCUGCUGCCGCUACCGCUGCUGCCACAGAAGCGGAACAAUUAAGACUGUCUAAGACGCCAGUCAAAAGACUCAGGAAGUUGCCACCCGAGAAGAGACAGAAAGUUUCGUCAGCUUGUGACUCGUGUAAGAAAAGAAAGUACAAGUGUUCCGGAUUAACACCAUGUGAUCUAUGUUUGAAGAAGGGCUACAAGUGUACUUUUACAAUAAUCGAUAAGAGAUCGUUGAAAAGUGAACGAAUGUCCAAGUUGAAGGAGGAAAAAGUGAGGCAGCUACAACUUGAUAGAGGUUAUGCAACAAAUGAAGCACAGCUUGAUAGGACUCGGGCACCAAAUGAAGCACAGCUUGAUAGGACUCGGGCACCGAAUGAAGCACAGCUUGAUAGGACUCGGGCACCAAAUGAAGCACAGCUCGGUAUAAGUCGGGCACCAAAUGAAGCACAGCUCGAUAGGACUCGGGCACCAAAUGAAGCACAUAUCCCCAGUUCUGAGCAACCACGGAGUCUAGAUCAAUCACAGAGUUUAAAGUCUGGUUACAACAACUCCACGCAAGAUCUAUAUCCAAAGCAGCAAAUUACGCCUCCUGACGGAUGCUAUUACUAUCCCCCGAAACAACACCCGCUGCAACUGCAACUAAUGCAACACCAACAGCAACUGCUGCAAUUUGCGAUUCCUCACACAGAAAGUCUAUAUCACCACCUAACCCUGCCGGUGCUGCUGCUGCUGCUGCUGCUGCAACCCAGAAGCAGGUUUCCACUGCAUUGUAACUUAUUCCCACUUAAUAACCCAGCUCCAGCUUCUGCUCCAAUUCCGGCUCCAAUUCCGGCUCCAACACACACUACGCACUCAUCGCUACUACCGCAACAUUAUACCCAACCUCCGUCUUUAGAUUUAAAACCAAACUACCAGCAACAAAAUCCAAGCUUUAGUCUACCGCCAAUUGAUCAACAGCAACAACAACAACAGCAGCAACACCAACAACAACACCAACAACAACACCAACAACAACAACAACACCAACAACAACAACAACACCAACAACAACAACAACACCAACAACAACAACAACACCAACAACAGCAGCAACAACAACAACCACUGCUAGUGCCACCGCUAGCACCACCACCACCUGCUGCACUUCCACAGCCACCUUCUCUUCCUUCUGCUUUGUUGCUGUCAAACAACAAUUGUAUACCUACCCCAGAAAAUACUCCCAAUACUGCUGGUGAAAGUCUAAGUAAUCGCUACAUUCCGAAGUCAUUACAGCCAUUGUUAUCGUUCCCGCUAAACAAUGUAAAGACAAAGAAUGAGGUAGAUGCAAAGGAUGGGGAUGAAGUGGAUAUCGAGGAUCCAGACAAAACCGAGAAAAAAGAUGGAGUUUCAAACCAAGCAGGUAAGAGUUGUAUUUUGUUAAAUGAUAAAUCUGGUACAUUCCGUUAUAUGGGUGAGACAAGUCCCUUUUCAGUGUUGUAUGAAACGAGAAACAUCUUUUAUCAAUAUGUUGGGCAGUGUAGAUUGACUGAGAAUUUAAAAGGAUGUCCCGUUAUUGAUAAACCGUUGAAAGUUAGCCAGAAAAUUACUGUUGAGUUACCAACAGUUGCUGAUUGUAAUAUUUACAUUGAACAGUUUAAAAAGAACAUUAAUGAAAUUUUUUUUAUAUAUGACAUGGAUAAUUUUAACGAGGAGAUUGUUAAACCAGCAUACGAAAACUUCAAUGCCGAAGACAAUCAACACAAGGUUGUUCAACUAUACUUUGUGCUAGCAAUUGGUGCAACAUACUUUGAAUUUGCGAAUAAAACCCCCGAGGCUGAACUAGGAGCCAAAUUUUUUGAUACCGGUAGAUUUCUUUUACAGCUGCUUGUUGAGGAUAGCGCGUUAUGGUGUGUUGUUACUCAUUAUUUACAAUUUCAUUAUUAUCAAGCGAUUUUGAAAAAAUCAACAGCAUGGAUCCAUUUGAACCAAGCAAUAAAAUAUGCGCAAUCUUUGGGCUUGCAUCGGAAUUUCAUAAAUGAGCAAUUUUCAAACUCUUCUUAUGAAUGUGAAUAUCCCAAAAGAUUAUUUAGAUCACUUUAUUGUUCAGAUAGGAUAUCCUCGGUAUUUAUUGGAAGGCCAUUGGCUAUAAAUGAUUACGACUGGGAUGACCCCACCAGAUUUAUUCCAUCCAAUACUCUUGUGUCGAAUCUAAAUUUCAACGCCAAAUGUCAGAUUGAGCUUGCAAAGAUAACUACAUUGAUAGGUAAAAUUGUGGCAAAUUUUUACCAAGAUCGAAUAAUUGAUAUAAACAGGACUAAAAACCUUGCAGUGCAGUUGAAAAUUUGGCUGAAGGAUCUUGAUCCUCUACUCAGUCUUGACAAUAUUCUUAAACCAGCAGAAAUUCCCAGAAACGAAAAUUUUGGAAAUACUCAUAUGAUCUUGACUAUGCAUUUGCUUCAGCUAUAUGCGAUUAUGCUAUUAUGCCGCCCGUUUUUCAUGUUUGAUGCUAUAAGUAAUAUUAAGGCGGAGAUGCAGAAUCUGACAUUAAAGGAUAAAGAAUCACUGAAGCAAUUUUGCCAAGCAGCAACAAAAGCAUCUAUUCUCGCAAUAAAACUAAUGAAUCAUUAUAUUAACACUACAUUCAAGAAAGUGAAGCGAAUGGAAUGUUAUAUAAUCAUCACGUGUUGUUUCUAUUGUAUCAUAACUCUAGGAAUAUCAAUACUCAAUGGAGGAUUUGAAGAAGAAGGCUAUUCUGAACAGGAGCUCACUAAUUUGCUUAAAAGUACUGUUUAUAUCCUUCUUCACUAUUCAACAUGUAACAAAGGUGCAGAGCGAUAUGUUGAAAUAGGAGUUGAUUUAAUAGAUGCGAUAGUUAGUCGUUCUCAAAAAAGUAAAGAAUCAAUGAAGAUAGCUGAUGACAAAACCAAAUACGAAUUAGAUGAUGAUGGUUUAAAUUGUUUUAAUUUCGGUGAGGACCCAAAUAAUGGAGAUUUACAGAGUUUGAUUGAUUUCCAGCAAUUGUUUGUUUCGCAUGAAACGGCAAAUGUCUUGAGCAAUGCGGGACAUAAUAGUGUUAUGCCUUUUGAUUAUGGAAACUACGAUUUAUUUUUUGGCGAUAAAUAUUGA